Molecule: messenger RNA, 1278 nt
Organism: Pecten maximus
Lineage: Eukaryota; Metazoa; Mollusca; Bivalvia; Pectinida; Pectinidae
Product: vegetative cell wall protein gp1-like
Exons: 3
Coding region: 1-1278 (425 amino acids)
Source: RefSeq, a predicted model, not a curated record
AUGGGGACACGAAGCAUGGUGCUUAGACAUCGCCUUAAAUAUGGGGACACAGAACAUGGUGUUCAGACAGACAUCACCUUAAAUAUUGGGACACGAAGCAUGGUGUUUAGACAGAGAUCAAGUGUUUCUGGUGCUUUUGAACAGCUCCAUCACCCCUCCAUCUCCCAUCACCCCUCCAUCUCCCAUUACCCCUCAAUCUCCAUCACCCAUCCACCUCCCAUCACCCGUCCAUCUCCCAUCACCCGUCCAUCUCCCAUCACCCAUCCACCUCCCAUCACCCAUCCAUCUCCCAUCACCCGUCCAUCUCCCAUCAACCCUCCAUCUCCCAUCACCCCUCCAUCUCCCAUCACCCCAUCCAUCUCCCAUCCUCCUCAGCCGUCCAUCGCCCAUCACCCCAUCUCCCAUCACCCCUCCAUCACCCAUCACCCCUCCAUCUCCAUCACCCCUCCAUCUCCCAUCACCCCUCCAUCUCCCAUCACCCCUCCACCUCCUAUCACCCCUCCAUCUCCCAUCACCCCUCCAUCUCCCAUCACCCCUCCACCUCCCAUCACUCCUCCAUCUCCCAUCACCCGUCCAUCUCCCAUCACCCCUCCAUCUCCCAUCACCCGUCCAUCUCCCAUCACCCCCUCCACCUCCCAUCAUUCCUCCAUCUCCCAUCACCCAUUCACCUCCCAUCAUCCCUCCAUCUCCCAUCACCCAUCCAUCUCCCAUCACCCGUCCAUCUCCCAUCACCCCCCAUCUCCCAUCACCCGUCCAUCUCCCAUCACCCGUCCAUCUCCCAUCACCCCUCCAUCUCCCAUCACCCCUCCAUCUCCCAUCACCCCUCCAUCUCCCAUCACCCCUCCAUCUCCCAUCACCCGUCCAUCUCCCAUCAUCCCUCCAUCUCCCAUCAUCCUUCCAUCUCCCAUCACCCGUCCAUCUCCCAUCAUCCUUCCAUCUCCCAUCACCCCUCCAUCUCCCAUCACCCGUCCAUCUCCCAUCACCCGUCCAUCUCCCAUCACCCGUCCAUCUCCCAUCACCCGUUCAUCUCCCAUCAUCCUUCCAUCUCCCAUCACCCCUCCAUCUCCCAUCACCCGUCCAUCUCCCCAUCACCCCUCCAUCUCCCAUCACCCGUCCAUCUCCCAUCACCCCUCCAUCUCCCAUCACCCGUCCAUCUCCCAUCACCCGUCCAUCUCCCAUCACCCAAUACCGAAUAUCGAAGCCGCCGUCAAUGACGACAAGAAUGAAGAUGACGGUGACGGCGACGGCAAUGACAGCAGUGGCAGCAUGCAACGAUGA